GGGCGGGAAGGCAGCCGAAGACGUACCGAACAUGGCGGCGGCGGCGCCGGUGACGGAGACGGCGGCGGCAGCGGCGGCGACCGUGGCGGCAGCGGCGUUGUACAAGGCGGUGGGCGUUACUCGGUGCGGUUGUCCGGUGACCUUUGUGUGGCUUUUCAAUUUUAGUUGAAAUCCCCUCCAUGGCCUUUUGGAGUCCCCUGGUGUGUCUCCAGAGUAAAUUUCCAUUACUCGACGUUUCAUCGAUGUUGGAGUGGCAAGAAAAAGGAGGAACUGAUUUGGGGUGAAAAGUUUUUCCCCCCUAGGUAUAACAAACUGUAAACUUAAAAAAAAAUCAAAGAUGGGUGAAAAGAAGCCGGAGCCCCUGGACUUCGUGAAGGACUUCCAGGAGUACCUGACCCAGCAGACCCACCACGUGAACAUGAUUUCUGGGUCCGUCAGCGGGGACAAAGAAGCAGAGGCUCUUCAGGGAGCUGGAACAGAUGGUGAUCAAAAUGGACUCGAUCACCCAUCUGUUGAAGUUUCCCUGGAUGAAAACUCAGGAAUGUUAGUGGACGGGUUCGAAAGGACCUUCGAUGGGAAGCUCAAGUGCCGGUAUUGCAACUAUGCCAGCAAAGGAACGGCCCGGCUUAUUGAACACAUCAGAAUCCACACAGGUGAAAAACCUCAUAGAUGUCACUUAUGUCCAUUUGCAUCUGCUUAUGAACGUCACCUGGAGGCCCACAUGCGCUCCCACACAGGAGAAAAACCAUACAAAUGUGAGCUGUGUUCCUUCCGCUGCAGUGAUCGGAGUAACCUGUCCCAUCACCGGAGGCGCAAACAUAAAAUGGUACCAAUUAAAGGUACUAGGUCUUCCUUAAGCAGCAAGAAAAUGUGGGGGGUUUUACAGAAGAAAACAAGCAAUCUGGGCUACAGCAGAAGAGCACUAAUCAACUUAAGUCCACCUUCCAUGGUGGUCCAGAAGCCAGACUACCUUAACGAUUUCACCCAUGAAAUCUCAAACAUCCAGACUGAUUCCUAUGAAAAUAUGGCGAAAACCACUUCCACUGGUGGCCUGGCAAGGGACCCCCAAGAACUCCUGGUUGACAACCCUUUAAAUCAGCUCUCCACUCUAGCGGGACAGUUGUCCAGUUUGCCACCUGAAAACCCAAACCCCGCAUCCCCCGAUGUAGUUCCCUGCCCGGACGAGAAGCCUUUCAUGAUGCAGCAGCCCCCUGGCGCAGCAGUGGUCGCUGCCGUGUCGGCAGGCAUGCCUCAGAGCUCCUCCCCAACCAGCCCCGAGCCUCGGCCGCCACACAGUCAGAGGAACUACAGCCCGGUGGCGGGUCCCAGCAGUGAGCCGAGUGCGCACACGAGCACUCCUAGCAUCGGAAACAGCCAGCCGAGCACCCCCGCCCCCACCCUGCCGGCCCAGGACCCGCAGCUGCUGCACCACUGCCAGCACUGCGACAUGUACUUCGCUGACAACAUCCUGUACACCAUCCACAUGGGGUGUCAUGGGUAUGAAAAUCCUUUCCAGUGUAACAUAUGUGGAUGCAAGUGUAAGAACAAGUAUGAUUUUGCCUGUCAUUUUGCAAGAGGGCAACAUAACCAACACUGAUUGGAAACAAUCACAUUAUGCUGAACUUGGUUUUGCCUUUUUGCAUCGUGUAGUUUUGUUUAUUGUUGUUUUUUUGGGGGGGAUCCACCCCUAAUAAGGUGUAUGCUAAUUUAAGGUUUAUACAUUAUAUUUAUGGAAAACAAAUUUGACAAUGGAAACAAAUGUUUGCCUUUUUUUUUUUUCCUUCAUAAAAGUCUGUCAGGGUCAUUUAUGUAUUAGAACAAUUAGACACACUGGUGUCUGUGUUUUGCUUUCAUUUAGACACUUGAGAAUUGAAGUGCAAUCUUAAUCUUAAAGGUGUUCAUUUAAAUCUCCCACAUUUAUGGUCCAUAUGAACUUCGAAGCUUAUUGAUACUCUUGAUGUUUCAAUAUAUAUGUUGCAGCUGGAUAUUAUUUCUAUCAUAUUUCAAAAUAGUAAAUUACUUUCUCACAAAAUUUAUUACAACUUAUUUCAGUGUUGAGUAGAGGAAUCGCCUUUAAAAUUGCUCUUAGUUGAAAUACUAUUUAGUUCAUAUAGUUUAAGUUGAAUUAGCAGUUUCAUUUCAACUGAUAAUAGUAAAGCUAUUUCAGUGUAUAGUAAACCUUUUUUUCCCAUAAUGGGAAAUGUAAAAUUUAAUUCUUUUAAAAUUGAAAUUAUAAAAUAUGAGAGAAAAGUUCUGAAAAGAAAUGAAACUUAAGACUUUACACUGAAAAUGGAGUUUACUAUUUAAAAACCUGUUUAUUCAAUUUCUAGUUUAAAGAUACGUCAAUUUUCCACUGGAUUCUUUUUAUUAUACUUCUAGCUUAUUUUAAAAACUACAGGUAAAUACAUGAGAAUGCUAGAAAUAUCAGAAGAUUAUCUAUGAAAAUGCCUUUUUUGUUCUUUUAAUUUGAAGCUUAUACUUAAACCCUUCAUUCUGACGAUGUUACUGACGUCAGGUGAGGCUGAAAAUGACACCGAGAAUCCACUCCUCCGUGUCUGCUCCUGUUCCUUUGAUGACCAAAGAGGUGCGGUGCAAAUCAUCCCUGGGUUCCUAGGAAAUGCAGUCUUUAAGAAAAAAAAUUCUGAAGUUUCUUUUUCCUGCUCUGUAUCCAUUUGUCGGCCAUAAUUAAAAAAAAAAAAAAGUUAGGUAUAGAAACACAUGGAAAAAGGUGAUGCUGACGUAAUGUUUUUAAAAAUGAGGGCAUGUAUCCAAAACAAAUACUGGUUUCUGUUUCAGAAUCGGCCAUUUAAGAUAUUUUGUGUGAAUUCAAGGUAUAAUGCUUAUUUGCAGCUUUAACAGUCUUUUCUGUACAUGACAAAACUAUAGGGAAACUGAUUGAGUUGUCACCGUAGUAGGAAAGGAUUUUAAAAUGUGAAAAUAGAUAUAAAAUGCAUUUAAACAUGGUAUUUAAUUUGUUUACAAAAAUAAGACUUGCUAAAUAAAUCUAGAGUAAUUUUGAAUAGGAGACUAUUGUUUAUAUAUUGUGUAAUAACUAGCUUACUCUGAAGACAGCUUGGUCAAACAAUAAAAUAUAUUGUUACUAA
Messenger RNA from Phyllostomus hastatus (greater spear-nosed bat), 3104 nucleotides. It is a transcript of the gene IKZF5, whose product is annotated as IKAROS family zinc finger 5. Lineage: Eukaryota; Metazoa; Chordata; Mammalia; Chiroptera; Phyllostomidae. The transcript is spliced from 5 exons. The record is from RefSeq and is a predicted model, not a curated record. Gene Ontology annotation, molecular function: RNA polymerase II cis-regulatory region sequence-specific DNA binding; DNA-binding transcription factor activity. Gene Ontology annotation, biological process: regulation of transcription by RNA polymerase II. Bases 338 to 1597 code for a protein of 419 amino acids.